AUGAGUUCCAGCACGCAAGGCCCUCAAAGCCCGAAGAGCCCCGAGGGCAAGGAGAUCUCGUCGGCACCUCCAGCUGCCCUGACGCCGCUCAGUGCUGAGGCGCAAAACGCAGCUGGCAUUCUCCCUGCAACCUAUUGGAUGGAGCAACCGAUCCCCGAAGAUGAUAUAGAUGAUGGAGCGUCAUCGAUCGGCUCCGUCACCUCCACUAGCGUUUCCUUAAGCUCGACCAUUUUUCAGUACCGCGAAGUCCACGGUAGAACGUACCACGCUGAAAUCGGUAACGCCGAGGCGUGGGAGCCCAAUGAUAAACGCCACGUUGAUGCGAUGGAAAUCCUGCAUCACGCGAUCAUGCUACAGCUUGAAGGAAAGCUGUACCUAUCACCUCUCGACAAAAAGAAGGUUGAGAAGGUACUCGAUGUCGCGACAGGUUCUGGGCUAUGGGCGAUUGAUUUUGCCGACGAAUUUCCUAAUGCCGAGGUUAUAGGAACAGAUGUCUCCCCUAUUCAACCUUCAUGGGUUCCUCCGAAUGUUAAGUUCGAGCUGGAAGACUGCAACCGGGAAUGGGCCUGGCCCGAGAACACAUUUGACUUUGUCAACUUGCGUACACUUAUCGGCGUAGUUGAUGAUUGGUAUGCCCUUUUUCGGAAUGCCUAUCGCGUUGCUAAGCCUGGAUCUUACGUUGAAAGUUAUGUUCCGGGUUCUGACAUCUUGUCUGAUAACGGGUCUGUGAAGGAAGACAGUCCUUACGACCAAUGGUGUAAAGUGUUCCGGGAGGGUGGUAAAAAACUCGGAAGGACGUUUGCGGUAUAUCAAGAGGACCUUCAGCGGAAGUGUAUGGAAGCUGCUGGGUUCGUUGAUAUUCAGUUCAAGGAUAUUCAAGUCCCAGCGGGUGUGUGGCACCCCGAGAAGGGACCAGCGGAGAUCGGUCUUUGGUGGAAGAUUUCGGUUGAAGCGGAUCUUGAAGGAUACAUCAACUACCUAUGGAAUGCUGUCCUUGGUUGGACUCCGGAUGAGGCGAAAGUUUUUGCCCGUCACAUGAAGAGGGAUAUGAACGACCCCGAUAUCCAUGGAUACUUUAUGGCUCGUGUUGCAUGGGGACGGAAGCCAGAAUAG
This is a messenger RNA of Sordaria macrospora k-hell, 1113 nucleotides long. RefSeq lists its product as uncharacterized. The record is from RefSeq and is a predicted model, not a curated record. Gene Ontology annotation, molecular function: methyltransferase activity. Lineage: Eukaryota; Fungi; Ascomycota; Sordariomycetes; Sordariales; Sordariaceae.